AGCGUUCUGCGAUUAACGAGUCUCGUGUGUGAUAAGUUAUAAACAAAUAAUGUGUAAGCGGUAACUUGAGACAUGCAGCAUGAGAGCAAAUUUUUUGGGGCUUUUAUUAUUAUCGGCUAGACUUUUAUGAGAAUGCUAAUCGGCAUUUUUGAUUAAAUGUCUAAAUUUUUUGUGGAUUAAUUUUUAGUAAUAUUUAUAGUUUGUAAACAUUAUGCACAGUUUAUCUUUGGCAUUUCUGCUGAUAUUGUUAUCCGAUUCUGUCUAUUCUUUAAUCGAUGGCUUGUAUUGUGGGAAAGAAAACUGUUAUGCAGUUCUUCAUAUCACCAGAGAAGCCUCUAAGGCUGAAAUUUCAAAAAUGUAUCGGCAGUUAGCUAAAAAGUAUCAUCCAGAUAUGCACAAGACUCCUGAAGCUAAAAAAGAAGCAGAAGAAAAAUUCACGCUGCUUGUGACUGCAUAUGAGGUCUUGAAAGAUGAUGAAAGCAGGAAAGACUAUGAUUACAUGCUGGAUAACCCUGACAAAGUGUAUGGCCAUUACUAUCGGUAUUAUAGAAGACAAAUGGCUCCUAAAGUGGAUGCACGGAUCGUUAUUGCUGUCUCCAUCACAGUAAUAUCUGUUAUACAAUAUCUUGGUGCAUGGUCAAGGUACAAAUCUGCUAUAAAUUACCUCAUAACAGUACCUAAAUAUCGUCUUAAGGCUAUGGAGAUAGCAAAACAAGAAAAUUUAUUAGCAAUGAAUAAAAAACGGGAUAAAAGACCCAAAGAGCAAAUAAAAGAAGAAGCCGAAGAAAUUUUAAAAAAGAUUUUGGAAGAAAGAAUUGAUAUAAGGGGUGGCUAUUCAAAGCCAAGCCUCUGUGAUGUGCUGUGGAUUCAACUACUCUGUCUACCAUACACCAUAGCAAAAUAUGUAUUCUGGAAUGUCCGAUGGCUCUGGAAGUUCAAUAUCAUGAAGUGUGAGUAUGGAGAGGAAGAAAAGCAGUAUCUCAUUAGAAAGCACUUGCAAUGCUCGCAGACGCAGUGGGAAGCCAUUCCCGAUGAAGAAAAAGAGGAAUGUUUUGAACAAAAUUUAUGGAUUAAAGAUAAUUUUUUAAAAUGGAAACAGAAAAAGGAAGAUGAUUUGAAAGCAAAAUAUGCUGAGAGUGCUCGUUAUAAAACUACUAGAAGGAUGAUGAGGAAUCAAGGUCACAGACAAAUAACAUUUGAAGAUUAAAAAUUGAUGACCAGAAUUUUUUUGUAUAAAUUUGAAAUAAAACAUCUCUACAUCAUU
Messenger RNA from Argiope bruennichi, 1264 nucleotides. RefSeq names its product dnaJ homolog subfamily C member 25 homolog. Gene Ontology annotation, biological process: protein folding. The coding region runs from base 212 to 1207 and encodes 331 amino acids. NCBI's taxonomy places the organism in Eukaryota, Metazoa, Arthropoda, Arachnida, Araneae, Araneidae. Gene Ontology annotation, cellular component: endoplasmic reticulum membrane. The transcript is spliced from 11 exons. The record is from RefSeq and is a predicted model, not a curated record.